CUUUAAAACGCGUUGCAUGACACGCGCAACAUAUACAUGAAAGAUACGAACGAUAAGCAUCGGGAAACUUUGGUGAACCACCGCGUGCCUCAUUUUGUCGGAUUCCAUGGAGAAAAGGUGGAUGCUUGGAAACGAUAGACGACGAACACGAGACAAUGUGGUCAACGGGGGCUACGACGACAGCAAGGAUAGCCAGCAGCAGCGGUGGUUACGACGUCGAACUGGACGCCGAGAGAUUGGAAGCGCGAUCAGCCGGCCGGCGCGCCGGCGGGGAGUAGUAAACGGGAUAUAUACGCGAGUGCGUGUUGCCGAGUACGGUAUUCGGCAGUCGACGCGCGACGUCCGAACGGAGCGGGUCGUAUUUUCUCGUCCCGUUCCGUCUGAACCUGGCCGUGUCCAAUAAGAAGUUGAUCGUGUCAUUCGAUAUUUAAUACUUGCGACGAGUGAACGAAGAAGAGGGAGACAGGGAGCAAAGAGCACCUAGAAUCAUUGAAAAUCAGUCGACAAUCGUAAAUGUUCGAUCGGUCUGUGUUUUAAGAUGACCGCCUCGGCACUGUCUCCUUUACCUUCCUCUCGCUUUCUUCGAUCCUUCUCCGCGUUCGGUUCUAUUCCGUCCACGUCAACGUCGUCGUCGUCGUUGUCAUCGUCGUCGUCGUCGUGGUCGUUGUCGCAGUCACCGUUACCGUCGCGUAGGAAGAAGAAACCAAACGAGCGGACGAUCCAUCGUGGUCGGCAUUGUUUGGCAUUACGCGUUAUGAGGAGCGGAUGAAUCGUCGCGUGGCCAAAGAAGUGGAAGAAAGUGAAAGAAUCGAAUACGGUUCGAACAGCAGUCGGACACUGUCGUAGUAUUUGGAAAUCUCGCAGACCUUCAUACCGCGUACUCGUUUCCAAGUCGAUCGCCAAACACCGUUUUCUCCGAUUCGUUGAGAUUCGCGCGAGUCUCGGCUGACAUGUUGGUCGACGCGUUUAAUGGUUGACGAAAGAGUAAAAGUUGAAGGUAAGAAAAGCGACGUAAAGAGGAGAUAAUAACGGUGUAGAGAGGAGAAAGAUAGAAAGGAAGAAGGAAAGGAAAGAAGGCGAAAGAAGAGGUGUAGGAAAUUAGAUAUAGAAUCGGUGCACGAUAGCGACGAGGUGCUUCCCAGGGAGGAGGUACCCCGGUGGAUCGUGCUUAAACUCGUGGAUCAGGAGCCGGCUAUGGGAAAGCUGGCAACGGCUGGUCGACUCGUGACCCGUGACAACGAGCAGCAAGAGGCAUCGGUGUGGUUGCUCGAGCGAAGCGGCGCCAGUUCCGGCCGCGCUCUCGUCGCGGUCCCUAUCGGCGGGGUCGCAGUCUGUGGCGUGAUCGUCCCGCAAGUCGAAUCGCCAGCACCGAUCCAGGUGACCGGCCGAAACGCGUUUACCGGCACUGCGUCCAGUUGCUUGGACAACGGUGCUCGAAAGGGGAAGGAGGAUCGUCGAACGAUAGCCCUGGUUGGAAUUUGUCGGACCAGACACCGGGCGCUCAUCGACGAUCCAGACUCUCGAUACUUGGUCGAGACGGCAACCGGCGGCGACCACGGUGCCGGAAGAGAUGACGCGGUGGUUCGCCUCGAAGGUUCGUCGUUCGAAUCUUCUCUAGGUCGGAAAUCCGGAUGGUGGUUCGACCGCGUCGUUAAACAGAAUACAAAGGAGAAGAGGAGAGACAUCGUUCAGCGGGAAUACCGUCCGAGAAUUUCCGACGAAUGGCGACGAGUGGCGCGUGAAGAAUCGUUGGAUCGGCGAACGAUCGUCGAGGGAAGGAGAUGCGAACGAUGUCGUCGACGUCGGUGGCUCAACGGAAGCAACGAAUCUUCUCGUCUGUUUGGAAUAGCGACGACGAUCGUGGCGGUUGUGGUGGCAGUAGCGGCGGCGGCGCUUUGCGUGCCGGCCGCGUCGGCCGUGCCGAUGCUGCCGCGGGAGAGUCCGCUCUCUCGAACCGGUCCUCGACACGACCUCGACCGCUCGACCGGUCUCGAGGACGUCUACGAGGACGCUUUCCGAGAAGAGGAUCGACCGACGACGAGGACCGUUCUCGACGAGACCGAGCUGGAUAUUAUCAGAAGGAGCAUCGCGCGAGGUCUUGGCCUCAAGAGGAUACCCGACCCCUCCAAGGCAAACGUCAGUCAAACCGAAUACGAAAGAGCACACAGAGAGUACCUGAUGAGAAUGCAGUCGCCAUUCGACGAGCAAACUUUUGAAAGCAAGAAGUUGCUACAUGUGUUUCCCGCUACAGCGUAUCCUGGAAACGAAUCGAGUCGAUUGGAUGGAACGAGCGAAAAGGAAAAACCCUAUCGUCACUGGUUAUUCUUUCCCGUGGAAAUUCCUCAGAAGGAUCUGGAUCAAACGUCGGUGGAUCACGCGACGCUGCGACUGCUGCUUCACGGGCCGACGACGGAUUACUACACCGAACGUUCCGAGCUGGAGGUGUUGUUCUAUCUCCGAAUUUCGUCAUUUCGUCGCUCGAGAAAGUUAAUCGGUCGUAGAAAAAUUCAGCUGCAGGACUCCCGAAAUCCAAGAUGGCUCGAACUCGACGUGACUCAGGCCGCUUCCUCGUGGAUCGAGACGCCGCUCGAGAACCUAGGAGUCGAACUGGAAUUUAUGGUGGACAGCGAACCGGUGACACGUACCUUUUCCUUGCCGGUUCUCAACGUGUUCACCACGACGUAUUCGGGCAGUGCCAGAGUAAAACGUUCUUCGCCCAAAGAUGUGAUGUCUCUGCACAAAGGUCGUAGGACAAAGUGCAAAGGCGAGAGUAAAAAGUGUUGCAGACACGAGCUUACCGUCAUGUUUAAAGACCUGAAAGGUUUCGAAUUUAUCGUUUACCCGAAAACCUUCGACGCUGGAUACUGUAAAGGGCGAUGCCCGCCUAGAUACAAUCCAGCUCAUCAUCACGCCCUUCUGCAAAGUCUGCUGUGGAAGGAAGAUAGAAAAAAAGUGCCUAAACCAUGCUGCGCGCCGAGUAAGCUCGACGAGUUGAUGAUCGUUUAUUUCGACGAGAACGAUGCUACUCAGUUGAAAAACUCUUACUGGAAGAACAUUCAAGUACUCGAAUGCGCUUGUUCCUAAAAAUAACUUUGUCCUUUCUUGCCGAAUGGACGAAUCGGCUAAAUGACCGACUGACCAACAGAGUUAAGGUUAUGUUUACAGUGGAUACUUGUUCGAACGAGCUUGAGUUUUAACCAACGAAACAUCCGAAGACUGCAAUGCAUAUAAAUAAUAUACUCGUAAAAAUCUAUAUACAUAUUUGAUUAGGCGGAUGUAUCUUGGUCGGAAUGUCAGUUUGUUCAAAUACCCAUCCACUGUAACCACAGUCUAAUUCAAUCAACUAAUUAGUAUAUGUACAUGUGAACGAACAACGAACGAGCGAACGAACAAACUAGUGAAUGGGAGCGAACGAUAGAAUAUAUAUGUAACACGUUCGAUCGAAACGACACGAUGAUACGGGUCGGUAAAUGCUGCGAUUAAAAACGUUGGUUAGAGAAUGACGAAAGGACAAGGGUUUUCAUAGUCGCAGACGACUCACCAAAGAAUCGUCCGAAUACUGUUCGGUUGUGUCACUUCUUCGUCGUUACUCGCGACAUACCGAAAACACUUGCUAUUAACGUAUCGCGCGAAACUUUCCUUUUCCGCUUGACCCCUUGUCCGCUUGGCACGUGCAUUUGCGAACGUUUCGAUCGAUAAAAGUUAUUCCGUAAAACGAAUGACGAAAGAUUUAAUCGUAUCGCUGAUAAACGUUCGAUUCGGUUCGACUCGAGGCAUCAUCGAAAGUCCAGGCUCUUGAUCCAGGCUUUCGCAUUGACUGUGAUACUAAAAGAUAUCUGGCGUUUCUUCUUGUAGUAAUCGUAUUUCACACUUUCAUCCUCUUUUGCCUUAUUUCCUCUUCUCUAUCUUAUUUUCUCCGCUAUUUUCUAUAUUCUCUCCUCCUCUCUCUUUUCUUCUUCUCUUUGUUUUUCUAUUUUGAUAUUGAAGAACCAUUAAGUGUAUAGAGUUAUCGACAACGAGAAGAAAGAAAUACCGCGACAGCAAUGUUUCGAUUAUUUGGUUAGUGUCACUCUUAAACGAAGUCUUAACCGGAACAAUUUAACUGCUUAUAAUUUAUUGUUCGAUCAAAUAUCGAACGAUGAAAACUGUUCCAUCUUUUUACAUACUAAAAUAUUAUCGAACGAAUCUUCGAGAGAUUGUGCGUUUUUUUACCAAUGAAAUUAUGUUAACGUUGUAUAGAGGAUUUGAUCGAAACUUGGUAGCAUAACCGAAGUUUGUGCACGGCGAAAAUCUCGCGAAUGCUCCUGCAACUAUAUAUAUAUAUAUAUAUAUAUAUAUAUAUGUAUAACACUUAUGGACUAUCACCCAGAGGACUUGCCUGUUUCGCCUUCGUUGUAAAUGUACAAACGUAUAACCGAAAUUAUAAUGGUCUCGCUGCACCUCGAUCAAAAGUUUAAAUGCGUUCUCAUGUCGUGACGCGAACAUAUAUCGUUCGCCGAGUCAAUUUCGAUCACGCACUAUAACCGUAACCUCGCGUUACAUGUAUUUGUCUAAUCGACUACUAUCGAUGAUGUAAAAUAAAAUUUUAUUCCUUAUUUAUAACCAAAUAACCCAUAACUGAUCUUGAUUGAACAAAAUGUUUCAUCCAACAGCCGGCAUAAAGAUUUACUCGGUUUUCUAACGCAACAAUGAUACGAAGCGCGACAGUAAGCAUUGCACAACAUGACACAUUCGAUAUAGGUUACACAGGAAGGAAUACGAAUCUACGAAUAAGGCAAACUUUUCAAUACCGUAGCAUGGAAAAGGUUAUCACCGUACGACAGCAAUAAACUUUCGCUGAAUGCGAUGUUUCUUACCCUACGUACGAAGCCAAAGGUCGCUUUACUGGCAUUAAAUUAUGCAAUCUAAGACAAUUCAUUCACAUUGUUGCGUUAUCUUUCAACGAGUUUAACUAACCUUUUACGGAUAGUAUCGUAAAUACGAAGCAACGUCGAUUUAUUCACGCAAUACAUGGGAAAUGAAUCAUUGAUUCAAUGAAAAUUUGGAAAAGAUUUUCG
Molecule: messenger RNA, 5057 nt
Organism: Bombus pascuorum
Lineage: Eukaryota; Metazoa; Arthropoda; Insecta; Hymenoptera; Apidae
Gene: mav
Product: bone morphogenetic protein 2-A
Exons: 3
Coding region: 1195-3084 (629 amino acids)
Biological process (GO): SMAD protein signal transduction; BMP signaling pathway
Cellular component (GO): extracellular region
Molecular function (GO): cytokine activity; growth factor activity
Source: RefSeq, a predicted model, not a curated record